AUGGCGCUGACAAAUGCUUGGGGCAUAGGGUAUAUAGCAUCCAUGACCCAGUCCAAGUCUUCCUACUCCUGUUCUGAUGUCCUACUAUCUUCUAAGAGAUUUUCAAAUCUCAAGCUUAGUUUCUUCUCUGGUUGGGCAAGAGGAUUGGCUUAUCAUCAUGAAGAUUCUAAUCCUCGUGUAAUUGAUCGAGAUUUUAAGGCCAGCAAUGUCCUACUAGAAGAUGAUUUCAGCUCAAAGGUUUCAGAUUUUGGGUUGGCAAGGGAAGAAACAGAAGGAAGUCAUCAUAUAUCUACUCUGGUCGUGGGAACUUUUGGGUAUGUUGCUUCUGAAUAUGCAAUGACAGGGCAUCUACUUGUCAAAAGUGAUGUAUACAGUUAUGGGGUCGUGUUGCUUGAGCUUCUCUCUGGAAGAAAACCAGUUGACAUGUCCCAACCACCAGGACGGGAGAACCUAGUAGUCUGA
Vitis riparia (riverbank grape) is the source of this 462-nucleotide messenger RNA. Its product is annotated as receptor-like serine/threonine-protein kinase ALE2. Lineage: Eukaryota; Viridiplantae; Streptophyta; Magnoliopsida; Vitales; Vitaceae. The transcript is spliced from 2 exons. Gene Ontology annotation, biological process: protein phosphorylation. Gene Ontology annotation, molecular function: protein kinase activity; ATP binding. Bases 1 to 462 code for a protein of 153 amino acids. The record is from RefSeq and is a predicted model, not a curated record.